Molecule: messenger RNA, 2305 nt
Organism: Dendrobium catenatum
Lineage: Eukaryota; Viridiplantae; Streptophyta; Magnoliopsida; Asparagales; Orchidaceae
Product: protein RETICULATA-RELATED 1, chloroplastic
Exons: 8
Coding region: 144-1808 (554 amino acids)
Biological process (GO): plant organ development
Cellular component (GO): chloroplast inner membrane
Source: RefSeq, a predicted model, not a curated record
GUGGCUGCGACCUAAGCUUCGCAUCUCCUCUUCCUCUUGAAUAGCGAUAGGGCCGCGAGUCCUGACGAUCGCAUGGGAUAGAAAGAAAGCAAAACACCCAAACCAGAAAGCGAGCGACGCAGGGGGAAACCGGGAAAGAAGUCAUGGCUUCGAGUUCUGCUGUCUUUCAGUGCCCAACUUCUCCCCGACCUCUCAUCGCGGGCCACCGCACUGCUGUUUUCGGCCGCCGUCGCCUUUCCGUCCGGAUUACGACGUCCGCUCUCUCUCGGAGGAAGCCCCUUCGCCAUAUCGUGGCCUCUGCCGCUGGUAGCACCCUGUCGCUGCCGUUCGUCAAGAGGAAGCCCUGCUUCAAUGUUGUGGCCUCCUCCUCUACAGUCGACAUCCCUCCCGCCUUCUCUGACUCCAACUUCCUCGAUGCUCUCGAGCGCUGCUUCGCCGCUUCACCGGAUUCCGGACCCUCCUCUUCUGCCAAUGGCGUGAUGCUCUCGCCGACGAUGAAGAAAGAGUAUGGGGCGUAUGGUGCGGUUACUCUCGAGAAGUCUAAGUUGGAUCUCUCUCAAAAGACAACUAAGUCGAGUCCCGAAUUAGCGACAGGUGGGGGAGGUGGAGAUAUUGGAAAGAAAAAUUUUCAUGGAGGGGGUGAUGGAGGUGAUGAUGAUGGUGAUGAUGAUGACUACUUUGAUGACUUUGAUGAUGGAGAUGAAGGAGAUGAAGGGGGAUGGUUCAGAAAGAGGAUUGUUAUAAAGGAGUUUUUUGAUAGGGAAUUUGUUGAUGCUGUCUUUAAUGAGUGGUAUAAAACCAUGGCAGAUUUGCCUGGUGGACUACGGCAAGCUUGUGAAAUGGGUUUGGUGAGCUCAGCACAAUUGGUUCGUUUUUUAUCAAUCAAUGCCAGACCAACAACAUCUAGGCUUAUUUCUCGAGCUCUUUCUCCAUCCCUGUCAAGAGCCUUCAUUGGAAGGAUGAUCGCUGACCCAUCUUUCCUUUACAAGCUACUAUUGGAGCAAGCCGCCACUAUAGGCAGUACUGUUUGGUGGGAGUUGAAGAACCGCAAAGGAAGGAUUAAAGAAGAGUGGGAUUUGGCACUUAUUAAUGUUGUGACAGUAGCUACCUGCAAUGCUUUCAUUGUCUGGUCACUUGCACCUUGCCGUUCAUAUGGGAGCACCUUUCGGUUUGACUUGCAAAAUACAAUACAGAAGCUCCCUAAUAAUAUUUUUGAGAAGAGUUAUCCUAUGAGAGAGUUUGAUUUACACAAGAGAAUUCACUCUUUCUUUUAUAAGGCUGCAGAACUUUGUUUGGUUGGGUUAACAGCUGGAUCAAUUCAAGGUUCCUUGUCGAAAGCAAUUUCCUCAAGGAAGGAAGGAAGGCUAUCAGUUACCAUUCCAUCUGUGAGCAACAAUGCUCUUGGCUAUGGGGCUUUCUUAGGGCUCUAUUCAAACUUACGCUAUCAGUUAAUAUGUGGGAUUGACAGAGCUAUGUUUGAUCGCUUUGAUGUCCUGGGUGUUGCGAUGAUAUUCAGCACCGUAUUGAGGGUUUUGAAUGUUCAUGUUGGGGAGAGUUCCAGACUUGCUUGGCUAGGAAUUGAAGCAGAUCCACUCGUUCAUUCAGAUACUCUCCUCAAAGCCUACAGCAGGCCACCAGAUGCUGCUAUUAACCAGCCAUCUUCAAACUGGUUCAUUUCCAAGAACGCCAUAAUAUCUGGUCUUGGAUUAAUUGGUCUCGGUCAGAAGUCUGGAGAUUCAGCGGACAAACGUUCAAAGCCUCGGCGAAAGAGAGUUUUAAAGAAAAAGAUGAGCACAAGCUCGGCGUAGAAAUUGAUUUCAGAAAUUUUUAUGAUUGGGACCUUUUUUUAGGUUUCGUUUGGGAUAUAGUUUUCGUAUUGCUUUUUAAAUCAACUUUUUAGUAUAAAAAUUUUAAUUUUUAAACUAAAAAGUUAUUUUAAGAAGCAAUAAAAAGCGGUCACAAACGAAGCCUUAAGUGUGCUUGAAAACUUUGCGCCAGUGCUGUUUGAGAUUCUGGUUGGAGAAGUCUGAGCUUGAGGGAAUAAAUGCGAGGAAACCAGCAGAGAAGCAUGGCGGCCAUUUCUCUUUUACAGAGCUGCAUUGAACAAGAUAGCCAAUUUUGGCAUAUUAUUUAUUUUUUUUUUAAUUGAAUAGCUUCAGUUCUGUCAAUAUUUUCCAACUACGAAUUCACAGUCUUCCAAUGCUGUGGAUUAUAUCUUUUUGGGCCUGAGAAAUGAAUGAUUAGAUGAUAUAAUUUCAAGUAUUAAUAAACAUUACCACCUUCUUAUUUGAUCAUUAGUUAUUAA